Molecule: messenger RNA, 5870 nt
Organism: Ceratina calcarata
Lineage: Eukaryota; Metazoa; Arthropoda; Insecta; Hymenoptera; Apidae
Gene: AsnRS-m
Product: asparagine--tRNA ligase, mitochondrial
Exons: 5
Coding region: 4353-5771 (472 amino acids)
Biological process (GO): asparaginyl-tRNA aminoacylation
Cellular component (GO): mitochondrion
Molecular function (GO): ATP binding; nucleic acid binding; asparagine-tRNA ligase activity
Source: RefSeq, a predicted model, not a curated record
GUCGGCCGCUUAGCGGGAACUGGAGACGAAAACCUUGCCCGCACCGCGUUGCCGUCCUCCGGACUCGCUCCAAACUCACUCUCAUUCUCUGCCCCCCUUGCUGCCUCAACCCCUGAAUCGCGUUCUCGCUCUUGUCCUCUUUCCGCGCUUCACCCCUCUCGCUCGAGCCGCGUUCUCACACUCCGCGCGCUUCUCAGCGAAACUUUCCCGGCGUCGGGACACGCUACUACUACCACCACCACCGCCGCUGCCGCCAACGGUACCAACACCACCGCUCCUCUACUACCACCGUCACCCGUCGCGCCGUUACCGCCGUCUUUCCAACAUUUACUAACACCGACAACGAGAUUCUCCGCACAUCUAUGACGUUUCUCUACCACCAGAUACAUCCCCCCUUUCAUUCCAAUUCUCCCCGGUCGGACGGCGGCGUUUCUCUUUUCUUCGCUUAUCCUUCUCUGGUUCUCCUUCAAGUUUCACCCAACUUUUCCAACCCCCACGAGAAGCACGAACAACGUCGACGCUGCCGCGACAACAUACGCUAUAUCCCGCGCGCGCGAGGAUCUUUUCUAUCUUUAUUUUCUUUCGCCUGCUAACUUGUCGGUUCGUCCGUUCGCUUCUUAUCCGGGGAAUGCGCGUUACAGCCUUUCACGAAUAUUCUCUAACGUUAUAACACCUCUUUCUCUUUGUCCUCCCUUUUGCUCUGUGCUUGUUUCUUUUCUAUCCAACUCUUUAUCCGCGCAGAAAUAACCCGAGCUAUAUAGAAACCGAUAAAAUGAUUGUGUCAAGUACCGUUUUGGAAAUUUAAUGAAAAAACUACUUAAGUCGUGUUAGUUCUUUUUAUGCGGAUAUUGGAAAAUCGUUUCACGUUCCCUUUGAUACAAAGCAUCCAAGACGCUUCAGAUCGGCGUAAUUCCCUAAGUUCAUAGCGUUGCCACCGAGUUUGCCAGCUCGUAAAGCGAGCAGCAUGAAUUUUGCUCUCAGGCAGUAGAUCGAGACGCGCUGGAUCAGACGUUAGUGCAACUACGACAGUGAUUUAUCAGAAGCGGGUGACAAAGCGUUUGACUACCGUAAAUGCAGGAAUACUGUGGAUUAAACGUAUUCGAACAUUGUCAAUGUUAGUGUGUCAUUAUACCGAUACGUCCUCCAGAUUAUAAUCGCAUUACCAUAUAACGUAAUCAACGAAAUUCAAUCAAAAGAAAAGCGACGCGAAAGAGAAUCUUUCGCAAUCUUUUGAAACUUGGAAUUGAACUCGAUAGUGUUCAACCUCCCUUUUCCCAUAAAACAUUUAUUCAUACAAACACAAAGACCAACUCUUCAGAAUAAUUGGAAAACGUUUUUAGAAGGCAUGCCCGAUUAAUUAAAAUCCAUAAUGGGAGAAGAAUCCAGGCCAAGGCGGAGUAGAGAAAUAAGAAAAAACUUGUGUGAACCAUUAAACCGAUGGAAGAGCUCUCGGUCAAAAGACUUUUACGUGUGAAUCAUAAUGCGGCAAAUCUCGUAAGCCCGAGAGCAACUGCGUCGGACGAGAAAAUGUCUAUUGUAGCGUGCAUACCUUAAGCAGUGGCACGCUUCGAGAGGAGCAGAAGGGAGCGGAAAAUGGGGUGUGCGCGUGGCCGGACGUCGUGACGCCUGCGUCAAUCUGCGAUUCAUUGCCCUGGCAACGGCGACGCUUCACCAUCGCCGUGCCUUUUUCUCUUUCCCGCUAAGCUCAAUCGUCGUUUCACUUAUCUCUUUCGACAUACGGAUAUUCCCAUUUACCUCUCCUACCCGACUUCCGCCUCAUGUGCCCGCUCGCCGCGUUUUACUACUGGAUGCUUCUUAUUCUCGCAUCACGAGAACAAACCGUUGUGGCUUCUACGACGUAACAAGUGGAUAUACUCAUUUCUGGAACGAUCAUUUUCCGUCCUUGUAUAUCUUUUACUGUCUACAUAGAUUUCGUUUAUUCAAUGCGAGCUUGAUUCGACGCGUUGUUCUACGAUAUCGUUUUUCGAUAAUCGCCUGCAUACGAUACAAUUUUCGGCUAAGUACGAUGUUCCCAAUUACCGAAAAGAGAGGGAUUACGUUGAUAACGUUUAUUCGUAAAUUAGUUUUCGUGAAAUGAAAUAGGUAAACAGCGUGGCAGUUUUGCUCUCAAAUAGCGCGAAAUGAGACGCUACAUCUUUUACUUGUCUUCCGCGCCGCGCAAAAGAGAAAAGAAAAACGCUAUCAUUCUUCACGCUUUCAAAGGGAAAUACAUGUCCCACGGAAAGCGUGACGAGUUAUGACUGGAGAAACAGUGCUCAAACUCGACACACCUUUGUAUCUUUCACUAUAAAACUCGUUCUCGACUAUCUUUUUUCCCCACUCAACUGAAUCUACCUAAUUAAAAUUCAGUAUUUACCUGGUGAAGCUUUAUCGCUGCCUUGGCAGAGAUAAAACGAAAAUCUUUUCAACAUUAAACGACGCGAAUAUAACUACAACUUACAAAGAGCUCGCAUAUUUCACGGUACACCCCUACGCUACUGGAUAAGUGAUGCGUGACCGAAAGGAGAAGAGGAGUUUCCCAAGUCUGGCGACUCACGGCCCGAACCACGUUACCUUUUUAUCGACGAAAAGACGAGACUUGCUGGCAAAAAACAUAACUUCCACUUUGGAGGGUAUACUUAAGUGCUACAUUCUCGCAGCUAAAGAAAUUUCUCGGAUGUUCCUAAGCACGUACCGCACCGUAUUACGUAUUAUACCAAAAUCUCGACUCAAGCGAAGUAUACCUGAAGCAACACUUUUGCUAAUUUUCUGAAAUGUUUGCAACCAAAUCCCUCGAAUCCAGGUACACGUCUUUGAAAGGGAAUUAAAUUCACGAAAGAAGAAACUUUUUAAAUAGUCGCUAUUUUCCCCAUUGAAUCCAGUACUUUCCACUUUCAUCGAUUGAAUAACACAGUCUCCUCCGUUCCCCUUUACGCGGAUAAAGUUCUCUGUCAUAAUAACUUCGGCGUCUCUAAAUGGUACGUAUAUCCGUAAUAAAUUGUUCUUGCAAACUUUCUAGAUGGCGAGCUAUAUAAAUAGUCUCGUGGAAUCUUCCCCGCUUCGUACGUUUCCUGCAACCCACCUUCACCCCGAACCAACCUCAACCCCUCUACGAGACGUCGCUAUACUACUCUUAAAGAUGCUUUUCAUUGCACUCCCACACGGUGGAAUCCGAUCGAUGCGACUGUCCCAUUCUAACGCGAGGAACUAGCCUCGUCCAACGUCCUUCUUCAACGAACCGGACUUCGAAUCCUACUAUACGCAUUUUCCAUUGUGUACUCCGCGACCUUAUCUCCGCUCGUUCCUACUAUCCCUUAAAAUCUCCGUCGCUUCUCGCGUUUCCUUUUUCUCCGCUGUCGCGUUUCUUCCGAACAGAUGUGAACUUCGAUACUCGGCUACAAAGGAGAGCAUAGGUGGCUGGAUAGGUGUGCUCGUUUCACAAGUCCUCGCGCAGUCGUGAUUUCUCCGUUUUCUUACAAAAUAUUUCCUCAAGAAGACUUGUUAAGCUACCUUUACGAAUUUCGCCACGAAAAUCCUUACCGUUUCAUUCCUCGUACCGCCGAGCUCCCGUUAGUUGCCUUUUAAUCUUUUUGUCCGGCUCGUUUCUUUGACCCCAUUGUUACCACUCGUUACGGUUUGCAUCGACUUAAUUGACUUUUGUUUUACCUCAACCCGAGGGAUCUCGUCGCCGAGAUCGUAAACGUGUUCACGCUGUAUAGCUGUGUGCGUGCUCAUAAAUUCCCAGGGAACCACUUGGUGUGCGUUAGGAGUUUGUUCGGAUAUUAACUGUUACGACGAUUUAAAUCGCAGAGGAAGUUAAUAAAUUCAGGGAAGAAAUUGGAGGGGAACCGCGACGAAGGUAACGCACCAGGUGUCCGUUUGGAAAGUUCAUGGCCAGACGCCAUGUUGGUGUUGCAGUCACCUACUGUAUCGACCUCAAUAAAGAGUUGGGGGCAGCACUAGUAUGGGGAACACGCAGAUAUACCACAGAGAUAAUAUAAAUAGAGUAGAGAAGUCAGCCACAAACGUGACUCGCAAAUAGGAAGAGAAAGAAGACAAAGAUUACUACCUCUCUCUCUCUCUCUCUCUCUAUAACGACGUGUGCGCAAUACUCACGUGGCCGUGAGCACUCCCAUUUUCUCUCUGGUUCUGUUUUGUCAUGUAUGUAAUCUUUAUUCGGCAUUCAAAGAAAUGAUAUUCAAUAAGAUUAUAUUAUUUAUAUAAUACAAUUCGUCCGAGAAAUUUGCAUACCAUCGAAGUUGGAUUUAUUGUUGUAACUCUCGUAUAUACAUUAUUCCUGCUUCUAUAAUUACGCACAUACUUAACUGAAGUUUGUAGAAACUGGGAGAAAAAUGUCAUUUACAACAUUCUUUAGAUUCAAUAUGAAUUUAUUUGCUAAUCUUAAUUUCCCGAAGUGUCACGUGCAUAGCAUGCUGCAAAUAUGCAAUAAAAAUAUCGAAACAAACGUGGGGAGGCACGUAAAAAUACAGGGUUGGAUUCAUGCUGUCAGAAAGAUGAAAGAUAAUAUUUUCGUUGAUAUUAUGGAUGGAUCGACUCCUAAAAUGUUACAAGUUGUUAUACCAAAAUCCGAAAAGCCUGAGAAAUUAAGUUAUGGCUGUAGUAUCAGAGCUGAAGGAACAUUAGCUUUAAGUCCGAAUGGUAGAAUUGAGUUACACGCAAAUAACGUUGCCGUAAUCGGCUCGUGUGAUGUUAUGGAUGGAUAUCCUUUUGCCCCAAGAAAACAGUAUCCUGAAGAUUACGUUAGGCAGUAUUUGCAUUUAAGGCCGAGAACUAGAAAGUUUUCAUCUCUGUUAAGAUUGCGUGAUUUGGCAUCUGCUACUUUUGAGAAUUAUUUAAGGAAUAAGGGUUUCAUUAGUAUGCAUACACCAGUUUUGACUUCAAAUGAUUGCGAAGGUGCUGGUGAAUUAUUUUUAGUAAAACCAGAUUCUAAAGAUUUAUCAAAUUCAAUGAGAAAAGAAGGUCUGACAGAAGAAGAAUCAUACUUUAAUACUAAGACUUUCUUAACUGUUUCUGGACAGUUACAUUUAGAAGCAGUUUCAAGAGCAUUUACAAAAGUCUAUACUUUUGGACCAACAUUUAGAGCUGAAAACUCUAAAUCAAGGUUGCAUUUAUCCGAAUUUCGUAUGUUAGAAGCAGAAUUAGCAUUUGUUAAUGACAUAAACGUUAUAAUGGAUGAGGUAGAAUUAAUGAUAAAGUAUGUACUUAAAGAAAUAUUUGAAAAGGGUGCUUCUGAUAUAGAAGUAAUAGGUGGUCAGGAUGUGCAAUGGUUGACCGAAAAAUUUGCACGUAUAACUUACGACGAUGCAAUUGAUAUUCUACAAAAUAAUGCAAACUCCUUAGAGAAAUCUAUUACGUAUGGAGACAGUCUAUCCAAAGAACAUGAAUUGUUUUUAGUGAAACGAAAUAAUAAUAUUCCAGUGUUUAUUAUAAACUGGCCAAAAGAAGGCAAACCCUUUUAUAUGAAGGAAUGUGAAGACGAUAGUUCAAAGGUUGCUGCCAUGGAUCUUUUAGUACCUACUGUAGGAGAAUUAGUGGGAGGGAGCAUACGCGAAGAUGAUUAUGAAAAGUUAAAAUCAAAGUUACCCUUGACCACCGAUCUGGCUUGGUAUUUAGAACUUCGAAAGUACGGCAAUGUUUCAACAGGAGGAUUUGGAAUGGGAUUCGAAAGAUUUUUACAAUAUGCUUUUAAUAUACCCAAUAUUAAGGAUACCCUCCCUUUCCCAAGGUGGCCCCAUAACUGCAGUUUGUAGAUAAAGCUCUCGAAAUUUGUGUACGUAAUUAUCCCAUAAUAAACAAGGAAAUGUAACAUAAAUGAAAAUAAUAAUUACAAAUUCAUCGUUUUUGCUAAA